This is a messenger RNA of Scleropages formosus (Asian bonytongue), 1746 nucleotides long. It is a transcript of the gene gng4, whose product is annotated as G protein subunit gamma 4. Gene Ontology annotation, biological process: G protein-coupled receptor signaling pathway. The coding region runs from base 384 to 611 and encodes 75 amino acids. Lineage: Eukaryota; Metazoa; Chordata; Actinopteri; Osteoglossiformes; Osteoglossidae. Gene Ontology annotation, molecular function: G-protein beta-subunit binding. The record is from RefSeq and is a predicted model, not a curated record. Gene Ontology annotation, cellular component: heterotrimeric G-protein complex. The transcript is spliced from 3 exons.
GUCUCUGCGCUGCGUGUCGCUUGUGUCGCCCGUGCCGCCCGCCCGUGCGUGCGCUGUCAGGCAGGUCUUCCCCCAAACCCCUUCCUGCACGCCGCGGCGCAGCUCGGCACGGCACCGCACGGCCGGGGGACGCGCCCUGACCAUGUAGAGUGGCGCACGGCGGUGCUCAUCCCUGGUCAUCCCCCCUGAAGAUGCUCGCUGAGAGACAGUGUUGACACGUGAGGGGCUUUCCUCCUCUUCGCUGGGAGUGACUCCUCCAUCCAUCCAUCCUCCUAUCUUCCCAUCCUCCCAUCCUCCUAUCCUCCUCCACCCGAGAGUCGUGCGCUUCGCUUUUCCUGCCGAACGGACAACCGCCGUCCGCGCGACACAGCACAGAAUCCACUAUGAAGGACGCCAUGGCCAACAAUAAUACCGCCAGCAUCUCCCAAGCUAGAAAGGCUGUGGAGCAGCUGAAGAUGGAGGCCUGCAUGGACAGAAUAAAGGUGUCGAAGGCCGCAGCGGACCUAAUGGCAUACUGUGACGCUCACAUACGAGAGGACCCCCUCAUCGUCCCUGUUCCAGCCUCCGAGAACCCGUUCCGGGAGAAGAAAUUCUUCUGCACCAUCCUGUGAGGUCCGUGCCUGACCCCCCCCUCCCCCACCUUUGAGGGGCAGGUCCUUCACUGGCUCCCCACUUCUUAGCGUCAAAAAACGCCGGUACCAGUUGAGAGCCAGCAGCCAUGCUUAGUGCAGCCCGGUUCUGGCUCACUGGGGGGUUAUGUGAGUCCUCUCUCUGGAGUCCAAUAACUGUCUCUCAUUCUUUUUCAUUCCCUGUGCUUUGUUGUUAGACGACAGCAACGUGUGGCACCUACGCGGGGGCGUUUUUAAUUUAAUUUUGUCAAAAAAGCUGCUGGAUCACACAGGCCUCAGGAAAAAAACAAUUUAGCAGGCAACACAUCCUCAUUUGUUUAUCUCUGUAAAUCUCCCACAUCCAUCGGCUGGUAUUACCUUUGGCCUAGGGAUUCUAAAACGAAAUUGAUUUGAACCUUGGAAGAUCUUGCUAGUACUUGUGAAAAGUAUACAUGAAAGGAAUAUGAGCAUUAGUUGCUAGUUGAGAAGGCUGACAUAAAAGUGUACAUUAAUAUUGCUGCACUGCUUUUUUGAAUUACAUUUAAUUUACUCUGGUAAUCUCUUUAUCUCCUCCCCACAAUAUUGCAAUAAUAAAUUAAAGGUUGGAUUAUAAUUUUUCUAAUUUUUGAAACAUAUUAAAGUGAUUAUCUAAUGCCACUACAAGUUAUUGCUGUUUGUGAAAUAUCUGCUUUUCAUUGCUUUUUUUAGUAGGCACAGCCGUUGACAGUGUCAAACCUGUUUUGUCAGCCACAUGUUUUUUUUUCUUUGUUUUUGAUAACUUGUAAAAAAUUCCUGUGUUAAUGACAAUGUAUUCAGUAUAAUAUUUACAGAAUGUAUCAAAAAUAUCAAUCAAGCAUACCAAAUUAUUUCAGCAGCAGCGUUGAAAAUGAUUUAACUUCAUUAGUAUUUAUUCAUUCUGUGAUGAAUUAUAACAAUUCACAUCAUGAAUUAUGAAAGUACAUGCUAGUCAUUUUGUUACUUCUAACACAGUUAGGUUGUUUGACUCACUUUCUGCCACAUACAGCAUCAUUGUGAUUUCCUUAUAAUGUUGAUAAAGCCUUUUUCAUUUGCUUUCCAAGAUCCCUAGAUAAAGCAUUUCACAUGGAUAAAAACUAUUAUCCUGUUUUGUACUGUGUUU